Messenger RNA from Danio rerio (zebrafish), 1554 nucleotides. Lineage: Eukaryota; Metazoa; Chordata; Actinopteri; Cypriniformes; Danionidae. The record is from RefSeq and is a predicted model, not a curated record.
AGUAGAGAAGCGCGCAGCUCACGGUUCCUCGUGCAGGAGGAAGAUCACGGCGACCUUCUUCUUCCUCGCGUUAACACAUGAUGGCGGCCGCGCUGAGAGGGAGCGUCCUAACUCUCGCCAAGGGUCUGACGGGGGUCCGGUUGCAGCCUUUGUGUGCCCGUUCUCUGAGUUUGACCUCCAGUCAGAAUGUUCCAGAGAGUCCACCGGCCCGUGCCGACAGCACUUUUAAGGUCACCAUGGUCCCAGGAGAUGGAGUUGGACCGGAGCUGAUGACUGCAGUCAAAGAGGUUUUCAAGGCUGCUGAUGUCCCUGUGGAGUUUGAGGAGUUUCAUCUGAGCGAGGUGCAGAACAUGGCUAGUGAGGAGAAACUGAACGAGGUGCUUUCCUCAAUGAAGAACAACAGAGUGGCCAUCAAGGGGAAGAUUCACACUCCUAUGGAAUAUAAGGGAGAACUGGCAUCUUAUGAGAUGAGACUAAGGAGAAAGCUGGAUCUGUUUGCCAAUGUGGUUCACGUGAAGAGCCUUCCUGGAUACAGCACCCGCCACAAUAACCUGGAUCUGGUGAUCAUACGGGAGCAGACUGAGGGAGAAUACAGCUCUCUGGAGCAUGAGAGCGUUGCAGGAGUGGUGGAGUGCCUGAAGAUCAUCACUAGGGAGAAAUCCCGCCGCAUUGCUAAAUUUGCAUUCGACUACGCCACCAAGAAAGGCCGCAGUAAAGUGACCGCCGUCCACAAAGCAAACAUUAUGAAACUCGGGGAUGGUCUCUUCCUGCAGAGCUGUGCGGAGGUGGCUGAACUCUACCCCAAAAUUAAAUACGAGAAUGUCAUCAUUGAUAACUGCUGCAUGCAGCUGGUGCAGAAUCCAUAUCAGUUCGAUGUGCUGGUGAUGCCCAAUCUUUACGGCAACAUCAUUGAUAACCUGGCAGCGGGGCUGGUUGGCGGAGCAGGUGUAGUUCCAGGCGAGAGUUACAGCGCGGAAUAUGCAGUGUUUGAAACGGGUGCCAGACAUCCUUUUGCUCAGGCUGUCGGCAGGAACAUCGCAAACCCCACCGCUAUGCUCCUCAGUGCAUCAAACAUGCUGAAACACCUCAACCUCGAGUAUCAUUCAAACAUGGUGUCUGAGGCAGUCAAGAAAGUCAUCAAACAGGGCAAGGUGAGAACGCGAGAUCUAGGGGGUUACAGCACCACUGGUGACUUUAUCCGUGCUAUUGUGGCCAGUCUACGCCAACGAACUGAUUGAAGAUCGUACUGUACAUGCCGCUUCUGAUCGCAAUAUGUUCAAAGAGGAGUUUAAAGCUGUCCUGCCACAUCCUGCAUUUCUCUUCUGCUUUUUCUGUCUCUCUCUUUCUCAUCUUCUCUGGCUGAUUUUAUUUUUUUUUCACUGCAUCAAUGUACGUUCUUUUUUUACAGUAUUUGUUAUAGUCUUGUAGUCAAUAUGUGUAUAAGAAUUGCACUUCUGUUUAAAAGUUAAGAGUUGGUAACGUUUCUUGCAUUAACCAGGGCUGCAUUCAAUAAAAUUAAUAAAACAGUAAAUAUAAAGAAAUGCACUUAAAAAA